AUGGACGAGGACUGUCUCAGUCGGAUUUGUUCGUCAAGUUUGACCCCUGCAUCACCUAAAGAGGUGAUGCAGUAUUCGUCAGAUGAUUUUAAAAAGUUGCAGUCACAUUGCUAUUCAUGUGGCUCUGAAACGGGAGCAUUCAAAAAGUAUAAAGCAACGCGAAAAAGUGGUGCUCCAGAGAUGCGCUUUAGAUGUGGCAAAUGUCGUAGAUUCACUGGUAAUAUUUACGUUAAACUACGUGACGAUACUUACAUGCUGUCCAGAUUGGGUGACUAA
Anisakis simplex (herring worm) is the source of this 276-nucleotide messenger RNA. Lineage: Eukaryota; Metazoa; Nematoda; Chromadorea; Rhabditida; Anisakidae. The record is from the annotation of a GenBank genome assembly.